Messenger RNA from Penicillium waksmanii, 4935 nucleotides. It is a transcript of the gene swr1, whose product is annotated as putative SNF2 family helicase/ATPase (Swr1). Gene Ontology annotation, cellular component: Swr1 complex. The transcript has 2 exons. Lineage: Eukaryota; Fungi; Ascomycota; Eurotiomycetes; Eurotiales; Aspergillaceae. Gene Ontology annotation, molecular function: ATP-dependent chromatin remodeler activity; ATP hydrolysis activity; ATP binding. The coding region runs from base 1 to 4935 and encodes 1644 amino acids. The record is from RefSeq and is a predicted model, not a curated record.
AUGCAAAACGGCAGUUCCAGUGGCCCAUCACCCCAAGAUGAACGCGUAACACCUGUUCCCGACACGCCUGGUCCCGAAGAUUCCGUCCUAGAAAAUAUUCCUACUUCUGGCCCCUACGAAUCGAUCCCUUCCGAGCCGAAAGACGAUGAAACUGUCCAUCAACUAGAGGGCCCCCCCUCCAAGAAGCGAAGACUGACAGAUACUACCCCGUCGCGUCGCUCAACGCCGCGGCCACCGUCACCACCAUGGAAGAAGGUCGGGGUCGAGGGGCCUACCUCAUUUCAGCUAGAGGGCAAGCGAAGGUCGUCUCGUCAAAACGCGGUCCCUAUGGAGUUUCAACCCCAAUCCGACAAACGACAUACUCGCGCCGCGCAAAACGACUAUGCCAAGAAGAAUACUCGCGAUAGCGUCAAACCGGCCACGUCAUCACCACUGGCCGUGACCCAGUCGCGUGCCGUGGUCAAUGGGAAGCUUGGUGGCAAAGCGACUACCAAUGGGUCACCCCGGACGGCGCCAUCAAGGGGAACUUCUACUAAGCAACAGUCUAAUUCGCAAUCGCCAGCAUCUAAAUCAAACCACUCGCGCAUCAGAUCUCGGAGCUCCGGUACCCAGCACCGCCCUCGAACCGGCGCAAACGGCGCAAGUCCCCACCAACUCCGUGAUCGCACCUCCAUUUCAGCCAUCCCCCCAACCGACGGCGACGAUUUAGACGAUCUCAAUGGAGACACGGAAGAGAUGGAGUCCGGAUCCCAAAAGGUUCCGCGACUUCGGAUUAAAGUCAAGAAGCCGAUUCUACCCGUUCGACACCCUGGCCACAUCACGACCAAAAAAUAUACCUCGUUCCGGGAAUGGGUAGAACAAGAGGAUGCUCCGAGUCUGUUAUCGGAGCAGGAGGCCUUGGAGGAAGCUAAGAGACGACGUCAAGUGCAGACUGCGGCUGAGCCUGGUGGUCCGUUGAGCUCGGAGGUUUGCUCAGCCUACAUCACCGAUCAACAGGAGGAACCUCCCCCACAGUACUCGCACCAGGACCAUCUGGUUUCCCAUGCACUGUACUUCCAAAAAUUGCUGGACAAGGAACACAAGCGCCAUCGACAAAUGGCGAAAUUGUUUGCGCAGUGGUGCGCCGACGCCUACAGGAAACGCCACAAGAACCCCGAGGACAUUCUUCGUGAACAGCAAGAUGAGCUACGAGUCAAACGCAAACAGUUGGGCAAGGAUUUGCAAAAGAUGUUUGAUUUGACCCGUGCCGAGAUUGAUCAAGCUCGACUGGCACGCUGGGAAGAAGAGCGAAAAGUACAGGAUCAGCAAGCCCUUGACCGUGCUAUUAAGAAAUCAACAAUGCUUUUCGAGAAGCGCCGCUCGGAGAUUCUUGGAGAAGUUCCCAGCGAUGCCCCAACCAGUGAAGGAGAAGAGGAAGGUACAGACUCUUCGUCUGAAUCUGGAGCAGAUAAUGAAAGCAAUAUGUCCUCUUCGGAGUCAGAUCUUGAUGACGACGCCAAUGUUGACGAUGAUGCGACUCUUACUGCAGAAGAACUUCGAUUGAAAUACGCCAAACUCCCUGCUGAAGACAGCGGAGACCAGAUGUCUGUGUUAUCUGGUGUCACGCCAUCGGUGAUGAACGAAAGCGAAGCUGUUCCUGGUGACACAGAUUCACAUGCAACUCCAGCCGAUUCCAAGAUGGACGACCUUGAUUCAGUAAUGAUGGAUGAUAGCGAUAACUCGACUGAUAUGGACGAUGACAUGGGCGACAGUGAUGAUGAUGACGACGACGAAGAGGAGAGCGAAGAGGAGUCUGGCGGCGAGAGUGACGGUGAGCCUGGCCUGUUUGGAUUCUUUUCAUCCAAUGAUCUUCCCAUUGCCAAAGACGGAGAAGAAGUGAACGGGGAACAAGAAGAGGUGGACGUUGCGACAAACCCAGACGAAGAUAUGGAAUUCAAAUUAGCAUUCGAUGGGGAAGCCGAAGAGAACGAAACAGAAGACCCCGAGGAAGUUUCCCUUACCCCCAAUGGUCUACAGGAAAGGAUUUCUUCCGAAGGCACCCCAGCUGAAGUCAUUGAAGCAUCUGUGCGCCAGAGUCACUCGAACCCACGGAGCCCGAAUCCAACCCCCCCUAUCGACGACGACGAGGAGGAAGUUGAUGAAGUAAUAGAACGACCCGAAUUGACUGGAGAAUCCAUUCAAGAUGCUCGGCCCAAUGGAGAACUAUCUAGUGAGGCUUCUCCUGGGACGUUUGCCACGAAGCCAUCCGAACCCGAAUCCGUCUCUUCAUACGAACCCGCCGUGGAGAAGUCAUUACAACCUAGUCACUCCCCACCACCCGGCUUGAAAACACCGAUUCCACACCUCCUUCGUGGUACACUGCGUGAAUACCAACAUUAUGGACUGGACUGGCUUGCUGGUCUCUACAACAGCCACAUCAACGGAAUUCUGGCCGACGAAAUGGGUCUUGGAAAAACUAUUCAAACGAUCGCUUUACUCGCCCAUCUUGCUGUUGACCAUGGUAUUUGGGGACCUCAUCUUGUGGUCGUGCCUACUAGUGUCAUCCUCAACUGGGAAAUGGAAUUCAAGAAAUGGUGUCCUGGUUUCAAGAUUAUGACCUACUAUGGCAACCAGGAAGAACGCAAGCAGAAGCGCAAAGGCUGGACCGAUGACAAUGCCUGGAAUGUUCUAAUCACAUCAUAUCAGCUCGUCUUGCAAGAUCAGCAACCUCUUAAGCGGAGAAGCUGGCACUACAUGAUUCUCGACGAAGCUCAUAACAUUAAGAACUUCCGAUCACAGAGAUGGCAGGCCCUCCUUACCUUCAGAACCCGGGCCAGACUUCUCUUGACCGGUACCCCGCUGCAGAACAAUCUCACAGAGCUGUGGUCUCUUCUGUUCUUCCUCAUGCCCUCCGAUGGCAAAGGCGCUGGCGUCGAAGGCUUCGCUGAUCUCAAAGACUUCUCGGAAUGGUUCCGUCGACCAGUUGAGCAAAUUCUUGAACACGGAAGGGAAACCAUGGACGACGAGGCCAAGCAAGUGGUGACAAAACUCCAUACCGUUCUUCGCCCGUAUAUCCUACGACGCCUCAAGGCCGAUGUCGAGAAGCAGAUGCCUGGCAAAUACGAGCAUGUGGUCUACUGUCGACUUUCUAAGCGCCAGCGAUUCCUCUACGAUGGCUUCAUGUCCAUGGCACAGACAAAGGAAACCUUGGCUUCCGGCAACUUCCUGUCCAUCAUCCACUGUCUCAUGCAGCUGCGCAAGGUCUGCAACCAUCCCGAUCUUUUCGAAACAAGACCCAUCUCUACGUCAUUUGCGAUGCCCCGGUCGGUGGCUACGGAAUACAAGAUGAAGGAAUCCCUUGUUCGACGAAGGUUGCUUUUCGAUCACCCUCUGACGAAGGUCGACCUGGACUUUCUGAACCUUGCACCCAUAUCUCGGGAGGAUAUUUCGCGCCGCUUGGCUGACGACAGCAUUCGACUGAUGGCCUUUGGGCCGUUCAAGACCCUCCGUGAGCACCAAUACCAGCGCACCAAUUGGAAGAUGGGCUUCGAUGGGUCGCGCAUGGAAACGAUUCUGGAGUCAUUGGAGAAUGCUUGUCGUAAGAGGAGAAUGGCCGAGCUCGAGCGUUCUCUCUACUUUGAAUCAAAGCGUCAUGGUCGUCGACCCAUCUACGGUAGCAGCUUGAUCGAAUUUCUCAGGGCUGGCACCAACAAGGAGCAUGCGCUCUCUAAUGCCCCGCUGCAAAAAAGUAACAUGGCUGAAUGGCUGUCAAGCCGGUCAUCUGUACUUGCGUCCAUGAUUCUCACACUUGAAGAACGGGCUCUCGAUAUGGACGGUUACGUCCAAAGGUUCGCCUGCGUUACCCCCGCCGCAGUCGCUUCUGGCACAACAGAAGCUGCCCUGACCCCUGUGGAGACGCGACUCUUGACCAAUACCGACAAAGAGCAACCUUACGACCCUUUCCAUGAGUCGCGAAUGCGACUAUCCAUUGCGUUCCCAGAUAGGCGGUUGUUACAGUACGAUUGUGGCAAGCUCCAGCGUCUUGACAAGCUGUUGCGCGACCUCAAAGCGGGCGGUCAUCGAGCUCUGAUCUUCACGCAGAUGACCAAGAUGCUCGAUAUCUUGGAACAGUUCCUUAACAUCCAUGGGCAUCGCUACUUACGACUCGACGGUACUACAAAGGUCGAAUCGCGACAGAUGCUGACCGAGCGGUUCAAUAGUGAUCCUCGCAUCUUGGCAUUCAUCCUAUCCAGUCGAUCAGGUGGUCUGGGUAUCAAUCUCACGGGUGCUGACACGGUCAUCUUCUACGAUCUCGACUGGAACCCCGCCAUGGACAAACAGUGUCAAGACCGUUGCCAUCGUAUCGGCCAGACCCGCGACGUGCACAUCUACCGCUUCGUGUCCGAGUAUACGAUCGAGUCCAACAUCCUCCGCAAAUCCAACCAGAAACGGAUGCUAGACGAUGUCAUUAUCCAAGAGGGCGAGUUCACCACCGACUACUUCACCAAGUUGCGGGAACAGAAUAAGAUCAUCGAGGAGACCGAUGAGCGCGACGGCCAAGACGAGGCUAGCGCAGCCAUGGACCGCGUCUUGGGCAAUCGUAUCACAACCGCGCCCCGAAACCUCGAGCAGGCCGAGGACAAGGAAGAUAUCGACGCAGCCAAGAAUGCGCAGAAGGAGCUCGAGCAUGCGGACGAUGGAGACUUUGAAGAAGCGCAGAGUGCCUCACAUGGGACCCCUGCUCAGGCCGGUACUCCCUUGCCUGCAGCAGAAGACGGAACCCAAGUCCCGGGUGCCACCUCGGUGCCUGACGAGAAGCUACCUGGUCACAUUGACGAUUACCUGCUUCGUUUCAUGGAAUGGAACAUGCGUGAUGAACCCCUUGUACUACCACUGGACAAGAGUAAGAAAAGGUCCAAGAAGGGCAAGGAACACCACCUGAAACGACGUCGCUGA